This is a messenger RNA of Thalassophryne amazonica, 2986 nucleotides long. RefSeq names its product SLIT and NTRK-like family, member 2 (gene slitrk2). The coding region runs from base 65 to 2737 and encodes 890 amino acids. Gene Ontology annotation, biological process: regulation of presynapse assembly; positive regulation of synapse assembly; axonogenesis. Gene Ontology annotation, cellular component: glutamatergic synapse; membrane. The transcript has a single exon. NCBI's taxonomy places the organism in Eukaryota, Metazoa, Chordata, Actinopteri, Batrachoidiformes, Batrachoididae. Gene Ontology annotation, molecular function: protein binding. The record is from RefSeq and is a predicted model, not a curated record.
GAGGCUCGUGCUGCAGACUUUAAAUGCUGGCUCUGUGGUUCAGCGCACAUUUUUGGCUGUAAAAAUGCUGAGCGGUGUCCUCUUGCUGAGCGUCCUCACGGUCACCAGCCUGUCGCCGUCCGAAACUGAGAGCCGCAAAACUUCAGCUUCCAAAGACAUCUGCAGGACUCGCUGCGCGUGCGAGGAGCGGGAGAACGUCCUCAACAUCAACUGUGAGAGUAAAGGAUUCACCACCGUCAGCAUCUUCGUCGCGCCCCCAAAUAAAAUUUCGCAGCUUUUCCUCAACGGAAACUUCUUGUCGCGGCUCGGCGCCAACGAGUUCCUUCAUUAUGGAAACGUCACCUCGCUGCAUCUGGGGAAUAACGGGCUGCAGGAGAUCCGAACAGGCGCCUUUAAUGGGCUGCGCUCCCUGAAAAGGCUGCACUUGAACAACAACAAUCUGGAGGCUAUUAAAGAGGACACGUUUGAUGGCCUGGAGAGUUUGGAGUAUUUGCAGGCUGACUAUAAUUACAUCAGCGCCAUCGAGCCCGGAGCCUUCAGUAAGCUCAAUAAGCUCAAAGUGUUGAUCCUCAAUGACAACCUGCUGCUGUCUUUGCCCCCCAACAUCUUUCGCUUUGUGCUUCUCACCCACUUGGAUUUACGUGGGAACCGGCUGAAGAUUCUGCCGUUUGCAGGCGUGUUGGAGCACAUCGGCGGCAUCAUGGAAAUCCAGCUGGAGGAGAACCCGUGGAAUUGUACCUGUGAUCUGAUUCCCCUCAAAUCCUGGCUGGACACCAUCUCUGUGUUUGUCGGGGACAUCGUGUGUGAGACGCCAUUCAGGCUGCACGGUAAAGAUAUAACCCAGCUCAUUAAACAGGACCUGUGUCCGCGCAGGAACGCCGGUGAGCGAGUCCUUCACACCCCCUCUGACUCCCACUUCCCAGGCUCCUUGCCUUCCACCUACCACCCUGGCAUGCUCACCCCCACCCGCGCCCCAAAGGCGUCCCGCCCACCCAAAACACGCCAUAGGCCGACACCGCGCAUCACCUCAAAGGAUAAGCAUGUGUUUGGGCCCAUUAUGGUUUACCAAACGCGCUCCCCUGUGCCCAUGCUGUGUCCCAAUGUGUGCAUGUGCACAUCACAGAACCCGGACAGUGGCUUGAACAUCAACUGCCAGGAGAGGAAGUUGCACAACAUCAGCGAGUUGAAUCCCAAACCCUCUUAUCCAAAGAAGCUCCAUCUGACUGGUAACUACUUACAGGUCAUUUACAGAAAUGAUAUGGCCGAGUACAGUUCCCUGGAGCUCCUCCAUUUAGGGAAUAACAGGAUAGCAGUUAUUCAGGAAGGGGCGUUUGAGAAUCUAACCAACCUCAGGCGCCUCUAUCUGAAUGGGAACUACAUUGAGUCGCUUUCACAGUCGCUUUUUGCUGGUCUGCAGUCACUCCAGUAUCUCUACUUGGAAUAUAACAUCAUCAAAGACAUUUUCCCACAGACCUUUAACUCUUUACACAAUCUCCAGCUGCUUUUUUUGAACAAUAACCUCCUGAGGUCACUCCCUGAUAAUGUUUUUGGGGGAACCAUGCUAACAAGGCUCAACUUGCGAAAUAAUCAUUUCUCUUAUCUUCCAGUUCGAGGAGUGCUGGACCAGCUAUCAGCAUUUAUCCAGAUAGACUUGCAGGAGAACCCCUGGGACUGCACCUGUGACAUUGUGGCUCUCAAAAACUGGAUGGAGCUGUCCAGUACCAGUGUGGUCGUUAACGAAAUCACUUGCGACUCCCCCUCCAAGCACGCAGGCCGGCUACUGAGAUCACUUCGCAACGAGGCGAUCUGUCCGGACCCAAGUGAGCCACCUCCUCCACAACAGCCCCCCUCCACAAAAGCCCCGACUUUAAUAAGCCUGAGCACUGAACCCACCACUCCAGCUUCCACUUCGUUUAGCUCUGCUAUCCCCACAAAAUUGGAAAUUCAUACACCAGAGUUGCAUCCAGAAGUCCCACUUUCAGUCUUAAUCCUUGGGCUUCUUGUUGUUUUCAUCCUUUCUGUCUGCUUUGGUGCCGGCCUCUUUGUUUUUGUUCUAAAGCGACGUAAAGGGGUGGAGCAUGUCCUGACCAGCGCCAACAACUUGGAUCUCAACUCGUUCCAAAUGCAGUAUGGGUCCUACACGGCUGAACCAAGCCAAGACAAAACCUCCGAAAGCCACGUGUAUAACUACAUCCCCCCACCUGUCGGCUCCAUGUGCCAAAACCCCAUUUAUAUGCAGAAGGAAGGGGAGCAGGUGGCGUAUUACCGCAACCUGAAGGAGCUCAGCUUUGGGCCCGUGGAUACCAAGAAGGAUGACGUCCUCAGCCGCAGCCCAGGGACCUACACCAUUACCACAGUGGACUUUAUCGAUAAAUCGCCCACAUCCUGCGGUAUCAACACCCCGGAGCCCCCUGAGAUGUUGUAUCAAAACUUAGGGGAGAGGGCCCACAAAGAGCUUCCCUCUGCUGCAGCAGUUCCUCCUUUCACUUACAACUUUUGCACUUUACCUAAGAGACCUUGCAUUGUGCCCCCGUACGAGGCUGCAACAGCCCGACGACAUGUCACCAACCAGGACAGGCUGAAUAAAACCGUGCUGUAUGGGACCCCAAAGAAAUACUACGGUACUGAACACCCAUCAAAAAACAAUGAACACCCCCUUCUCCUCCCCGGGAAGCUAAAAACGGAACCAGACUACCUGGAGGUUUUGGAGAAACAGACUGCAAUGAGCCAGCUGUAAGAGAAAGCUGACAGCUGUGGAUCGUACUGUCCACACACUUACUGUAAGAAUAGACAGCUCUAUAUAUCUAAUCUUAUCUGUGUUCAGUCCCAAAUAUUGACUGGAAGUGAACCCAAGCCUUUGCUCAUCUUUUUCUCUCUUCUUUUUCUUCUUUUUUUUUCUGUUGAUGAUGUAUAAAACAAGUAUAAGAAGUAUAUUAUUACGCAGUUCUAUUUUUUGCUCCUUGAAGGUAUAAAUUAUUUCUUUUGG